This is a messenger RNA of Striga hermonthica, 993 nucleotides long. Lineage: Eukaryota; Viridiplantae; Streptophyta; Magnoliopsida; Lamiales; Orobanchaceae. The record is from the annotation of a GenBank genome assembly.
AUGGUAUCCGAUUCCUCGCUGAUUGACCGCCUCCGCGAGAUCCUCCGGGACUCCGACCUUGAGACAGCCACCGCCGCCUCCGUCCGCCGCCGCCUCGAGGAGGAAUUCUCCCUCGAUCUCUACGGCCGCAGGGCCUUCAUCAGGGAACAAAUCGACCUCUUCCUCCAGGGAAGGGACGGCCACGGCGCCGCCGCCGCCGCCGCCGAGAAGGAGGAGGAAGUGGACGAGAACGCCCAGCAAGGGGAAGUUGAGGGCGGCGAUGGGGAUUCUCAGGAAGGAGAAAUUUCUGAGGAUGAAGAAGAGGAAGAGGAGCUGAGCGAUGGUGAGAGGAGUAAUAAGAGAAAUAAGAGUAUGAAGACAACAGAGGUAAAGACGAAGGGAGGAAGGGGCUUCAGCAAGCCAUGUUUGCUUUCUCCACAACUUCAGGAAUUCCUUGGGGUAGCUCAGUUAGCUAGGACUGAGGUUGUGAAGAAAAUUUGGGCGCACAUACGGGAGCAGAAUCUGCAGAAUCCUAAUGAUAGAAGAAAAAUCUUGUGUGAUGAAUCUCUGCAUGGGAUUUUUCGUGUGAAGAGUAUAGACAUGUUUCAAAUGAAUAAAGUAUUGUCCAAGCACAUUUGGCCGCUGGAUGAAGUUGUAGCGCCUCCAGUCAAUAAAUCUUCCCAGAAGGACAAGCAACGCAGAAAAGGCAGAGAAGUUUUGGAUGAGCCAAAAAGGAAAGAAAAACCGAAAAAAGGAGGCGGUGGUUUAACUGCACCCCAACAUUUAUCGGAUGCUUUGGUCAACUUCCUUGGCACGGGAGAAGAUGAAUUGUCACGGACGGAUGUUGUCAAGAGGAUGUGGCAGUAUAUAAAAGAGAACGAACUCCAGGAUCCAUCGGACAAGAGGAUGGUGUUGUGUGAUGAAAAUUUGAAAGAACUCUUUGGAGUCGAUUCCUUCCAUGGUUUCACUGUUUCGAAGCUACUCGUGCCCCAUUUCACUAAAGCUCAAGACUGA